AUGGGGAAGAGCGCCCGGGCGGCGGGCGGGCCGGGGGAGGAGCGAAGGGGCUGCGGGGACCGCCCUGCCCGUGUCCCGCUUCUUUCCCCUUCCCUUCCCCAGCCCCCCGGCCCGGCCCGGCCGAGCAGCGCCGCGAGGUCCGGCCCCGCCGCCGCCAUGUCGGGCCCGGGCGGGCGCGCCGCGCUGGCGCUGCUGCUGCUGCUGCUGCUGGGGCUGCCGCAGGCCCGGCCCCGCUACGAGCCCACCUGGGGCUCGCUGGACGCCCGGCCGCUGCCCGCCUGGUUUGACGAGGCGAAGUUCGGCGUCUUCAUCCACUGGGGCGUGUUCUCGGUGCCCAGCUUCGGCAGCGAGUGGUUCUGGUGGUACUGGCAGAAGGAAAAGAGAGAGCCCUAUGUGAAAUUUAUGGAUGCAAAUUACCCACCUGGCUUCAGCUAUGAAGAUUUUGGUCCUCUGUUUACAGCAGAAUUCUUUGAUCCCAACCAGUGGGCAGAUAUUCUGAAGGCUUCAGGAGCAAAAUACGUUGUCUUAACUUCAAAACAUCAUGAGGGUUUUACUUUGUGGGGGUCCAAAUAUUCUUGGAACUGGAAUGCUGUUGAUGUGGGACCAAAGCGAGAUCUUAUUGCUGAACUAGCAACAUCUGUUAGAAACAGGACUGACUUGCAUUUUGGGUUAUACCAUUCCCUGUUUGAAUGGUUCAAUCCUCUCUUCCUUGAGGAUGCCACCAAUGCCUUUAACACAAGCAAGUUUCCCACCAGCAAAUCAUUACCAGAACUCUAUGAAAUUGUGACCAAGUACCAGCCAGAAAUAAUUUGGUCUGAUGGGGAUGGAAAUGCUCCAGAUACUUACUGGAACAGCACUGGUUUCUUGGCUUGGCUCUAUAAUGACAGCCCGGUGCGGGACACAGUGGUGACCAAUGACCGCUGGGGAGCGGGCAGCAUCUGUGCCCAUGGCGGCUUCUACACGUGCAGCGACCGCUACAACCCCGGGCGCCUCCUGCCCCGCAAGUGGGAGAACUGCAUGACCAUCGACCGCGGCUCCUGGGGCUACCGCCGGGACGCGCGGCUGCGGGACUACCUCCCCAUCGAGGACUUGGUCAAGCAACUUGUAGAAACAGUGUCUUGUGGAGGAAACCUCCUGAUGAAUAUUGGGCCCACCCACGACGGUCGCAUUGCUGUUGUGUUUGAGGAGCGCCUGAGGCAGGUGGGCUCUUGGCUGGAGGUCAAUGGAGAGGCCAUCUAUGGAACAAUGCCAUGGAGAGCACAGAACGACACUGUCACACCUGGAGUCUGGUACACUUUCACCCCUAAAGAAGGGAAAGUCAAUGCUAUCUUCCUUAACUGGCCAGUCUCUGGGAUUCUGGAACUUGGUGAGCCACGGGCUAAGCCUGGAGAAACACAGGUGAAGCUGGCUGGAUACAGGGAACUGCUGAAAUGGGUUGCCCUGGGAGAAAAGGGAAUGGUUAUUGCUCUACCUCAAUUGACUCCUCAGCAAAUGCCAUGUCAGUGGGGCUGGACCUUACAACUGACUGAUGUAGACUGAGCCAUACUCUGCUGGAGCCCUGGCUAGCAGGGAGUGCUGAUGCUUUGCUCUUUCUUAUCACUGGUUUUAAACUUGAUUGACUGAGAAAGACCAAUAAAUUCACUUUUUCUAUGAAA
Molecule: messenger RNA, 1655 nt
Organism: Melozone crissalis (California towhee)
Lineage: Eukaryota; Metazoa; Chordata; Aves; Passeriformes; Passerellidae
Gene: FUCA2
Product: alpha-L-fucosidase 2
Biological process (GO): fucose metabolic process; glycoside catabolic process
Cellular component (GO): lysosome
Molecular function (GO): alpha-L-fucosidase activity
Source: RefSeq, a predicted model, not a curated record